AUGGAGCGAAAUUAUAUUGGUAAUGGUUUUCCUGCGUUCAUUAAGGUUUAUAGCCCUGAAACGUGCUAUCUGAAGCUGAAAAUUCCGUCGCGCUUUCUUGAAAAUUUCAACGGGGAUAUUCCAGUGAUCUAUCUACUUGAAGUUGAAGGUUCAGCGAGGAGAUCUUGGAGGGUUGUUAUAGAAAGGAUUGAAGAGGACUUCUAUUUCAAGGGUGGUUGGCCAAAAUUUGUGCAGGAUAAUAACUUGGACAAUGAAGAUUUUCUUAAUUUUUUUUAUGCUGGAAAUUCUACUUUUUUUGUAAAAGUAUAUGGAAAGAAUGGCUACUUGAAGCAGGAAUUAAAUGCUAUCCAAUUGCAUCCAUUGGAUGAAGUGAAUCCUCAUGAGAUACAAGUGGCAUCUCCCUUAGCUGAUGAACAACUUGAUGAAUCAGAAAAUUCUCUAGUCUCAGUCACGUUAUUUGAAAUCGUUAUGAAGAAAUCUAAUUUUUCGAAGAUGUUGUUGAAUUUACCCUCUACAUUUGGCAAAAAAUAUAUGAAGAGGGGGCAAGUAUUUGAGAAAAUGGCUACUCUUCAGACUGAUGGCAAAAGUUGGCCAGUUGUUGCUCGUAGUUCUGAUAGACUCAAAUUUCGAAAAGGGUGGCGCCAGUUUCUACAAGACAAUGAUUUGCAUGUAGGAGAUGUUUUGCGUUUUAAGCUGAUUGAUGAGGAGAAUUUUAUACUCAAAGUUCUCAUUAGGCGCAUUACCUUCGAUUGUUAA
This is a messenger RNA of Solanum verrucosum, 756 nucleotides long. RefSeq names its product B3 domain-containing protein REM20-like. The transcript has 5 exons. Gene Ontology annotation, molecular function: DNA binding. NCBI's taxonomy places the organism in Eukaryota, Viridiplantae, Streptophyta, Magnoliopsida, Solanales, Solanaceae. Bases 1 to 756 code for a protein of 251 amino acids. The record is from RefSeq and is a predicted model, not a curated record.